AAAACAAAUAUAUUGUCUUCACUACUAGAUAUUUUGCUACUAUAUCAUCCAUUCUAAUGGCUUCUUCAAGCAAUGCUGACUAUAGCUUUAGUAAAGAGGUUCAACUAUACCCAUACCCGACUCACGUGAACACGGCCAACUUUCUUUCGAUCAAGCUAUCGGGCAAAACGAAUUAUCGUUCAUGGCAGGAACAAAUGACGUGCCUUUUGGACAGCCAUGAUAUGCUUGGUUUCAUUGAAGGAACUAUAAAACACAAUCAAGGAAAGAAUGAUUCUAAAAGGACUCAUAAUUACAAGGAAUAUAGGGAAUGGAAAAGGUCAGACAUGUUAGUCAAAGGAUGGAUCUUUGGUUCGCUAAAUGAAGAUGUUAUGGACACAGUCGUUGGAUUACAUACAAGUCACCAUGUUUGGAAACAACUUAAAAAUAAUUACGAUAUCUUGCCUGCUCCUACUAGCAAUACUGGUAGUGACAGAGAUUCAAGUAAGUAUCAACCUCUAUAUGGAGCUGUUGUGAAUGGCUACUGGGAGAAAGCCCGAGAAUAUUUCAUCAAAGACAAAGAUGCAUUGACUUGUAAAAUCAAUGAUGACGAUGAUAGCCCACUACAUGUUGCAAUUGGUACAUGUCAAAAUAUCUAUUUUGUUAAGAAUCUCCUGAAGGAGUUAAAUUCGGAAUCACUUCCAUAUCUGGUGUGUAAGAGACAACAAACCCCAUUGCACCGUGCUGCACUGGUUGGCAACACCAAGGCUGCCAAGAAGUUGGUUAAGAGAAACCCAAAAUUGUUAUUCAUUACUGAUAAGCAGCGUCUUUUACCCAUCCAUAGAGCUAUUUUUGGUGCUCAUGUAAACACUUUUCUGUAUUUGCUGGAAGUUACAAAAAAACAUAUUGGGCUCUCUCAACUACAAGGACAUAGUAAUCCGUUUAGGGGAUUGAACGCUGCUGCACUUCUCACUAGUGUAAUUGGUAACGGGUUAUUUGAAGUUGCAUAUGAGUUGAUCAAGGAGUAUCCUGACAUGGCUAGAACAAAGAAAGACAUUUCCAUUCCAUUGAAGUCUAUUGCUGGAAAGUUGGACGCGUAUUUAAGCGGAACAAAAUACAACUUCUACCAAAAUUUUGUUUAUCAUUAUGUGCCAAUAAAGGAUCACAACCUGGACAAUGGACAUGAGAUUGAUCAGGAUAUCGAGAAUCAAGUUCGAGAUACCACUACACCUAAUGCCAAGGGUAGGAGAAGCUGCUCCAACUCUGUUUUCGGGUGGAUUUAUGUAAAGUUAUGGGAAGUUCUAGUACUACAUGUGGCACAUGUGAAGCGCCUCCACGAAGACAAAGUGAAACACAAUAAAGCUGCUCUUGUACUCAAAUCUAUUUGCAGAGAACUUCAAAAACUAGAAAACGAGGGUGAACUUCGUGAACAUUACCACGAAGCAGUUCUUCUCGCAUUAGAACAUGAUAAUACUGAGGCAAUUGAAGAGAUCAUCAAAACAUUUCCACAGGCAAUUUGGACCAAGCAGGAUGAUUUACAUCUUAUUCAACUUUCCAUAUUAAACCGUUGUGAAAAUGUUUACAGCUUUUUGGUACACAAGGCGGUCACAGACAAGCAUGUACACAAAAUUUUGACCGACAAAGAUGGAAACAAUAUUUUGCAUUUGGCAGGACAAUUGGCACCUAUACAUAAACUCAAUAUGGUUUCAGGUGCAGCCUUACAAAUGCAAAGGGAGUUACAGUGGUUUGAGGAAGUGAAGAGAUUUGCCCUUCAUAGGAACGGCAAAACAAAAAACAAAAAGCAAGAGACACCAAUUAUGGUGUUCAGAAGAGAACACAAGGAAUUAAGGAAAGAAGGCGAAGAAUGGAUGAAAAAGACUGCAGAUUCGUAUACAAUCACGGCAGCACUUAUCAUUACAAUAGUUUUUGCAGCUGCCAUUACUGUUCCAGGCGGAACUGAUGGCAAUAGCGGAAAGCCCAUUUAUGACAAAGAUCCAGGUUUUAUCAUAUUUGUGGUUUCGGAUGCAAUCUCAUUGUUCACAGCCACUACUUCUUUGUUGAUGUGCCUUUCCAUUUUAACAACGCGCUACAGAGAUGAAGACUUUCUCUAUCGGUUACCAAAGAGAUUGAUAAUUGGCCUUGGUUUGUUAUUCUUAUCAGUGACCUCUAUGAUGAUAGCCUUUAGCGCCACGUUAUACAUUAUGUUUGCAGAGGGAAGAGCCUGGAUAUUGUAUCCGAUAGCUGCAUUAACAUGUCUGCCAAUAAUUUCGUUCGUGAGAUUUCAAUUACCCUUGCUUUUUGAUCUGUAUACUUCCACAUAUGGUCAAGGAAUCUUUGAUAAACAAAGUGAUGAGAAGAUCAAAUUACAUUAGUUAUUACAUAGCAUGACAUAUAUACUAUGCGGGUUAGUUUGUAUAUCAUCCAAAGGUUAUAAUGUACGUGUGCACUAUAUGAACUGUGUAUAGUUCGCUAGCUAGCUAAUCGAAUCUUCUUCUAUACAACAUUAUAAUCAAAAUUUGAAUAUAAUUCCAUAUCUA
This is a messenger RNA of Erigeron canadensis, 2513 nucleotides long. RefSeq names its product protein ACCELERATED CELL DEATH 6-like. The coding region runs from base 57 to 2348 and encodes 763 amino acids. The transcript has 8 exons. The record is from RefSeq and is a predicted model, not a curated record. NCBI's taxonomy places the organism in Eukaryota, Viridiplantae, Streptophyta, Magnoliopsida, Asterales, Asteraceae. Gene Ontology annotation, molecular function: protein binding.